GUGGAAGUAGAGUUUGCACGGAAGCUCUACGAUCCGGUAGUGAUAUCGAAAUACGUCAAUUUAUGAUGAGAUGCGCGUCAGAUUCCUUUCUUUUUGGGAAGUUUGUAGAGAUCUUCGUUUUUUCCCGAUUAUUCUACUUACCGUGGCAUCUAUUUUGAGGCUCAGGACGAACCAUGUAGUUCUGGGGAUACCACGCACAGAGAGCAUUGCAAAUGCACAAUUUCAAGUACUAUUCAUCACUACUUCUUCUAAUACCCGGCGACGUGUUCAUUUGGUUCAUGCAGAGUUUCACGCUUGGACUGCUCUGCUUCGGCUUGACGCAGUUGAUUCCGCCACCACUGACUGCGCUUUUUUGCAUUAUCGUCUGUUCCAGUACGAUGAUCACGAUGAAUGCGCGAACCUUCAAAGACGAGUUCCGCAAAGCUGUGGCAGAAGCAGAGGACAAAUUGAACGAACUGAAAGGGAAAAUCGAAGGUUACCGUUACUGGGUUCGUGAAACCUUAGCCUCUCUAGUAAUACCUUUCUCCGGAGGCCAGUACAUGUUUCCGAAAUUGAGGAGUUCUUUGACGCAGA
Messenger RNA from Amoebophrya sp. A25, 573 nucleotides. NCBI's taxonomy places the organism in Eukaryota, Dinophyceae, Syndiniales, Amoebophryaceae. The record is from the annotation of a GenBank genome assembly.